Messenger RNA from Fopius arisanus, 1747 nucleotides. RefSeq names its product peptidyl-prolyl cis-trans isomerase cyp11 (gene Moca-cyp). Gene Ontology annotation, molecular function: peptidyl-prolyl cis-trans isomerase activity. Gene Ontology annotation, cellular component: intracellular membrane-bounded organelle. The record is from RefSeq and is a predicted model, not a curated record. The transcript has 8 exons. Gene Ontology annotation, biological process: protein peptidyl-prolyl isomerization. The coding region runs from base 13 to 1671 and encodes 552 amino acids. Lineage: Eukaryota; Metazoa; Arthropoda; Insecta; Hymenoptera; Braconidae.
UCUGAGUGGAAUAUGACGGAUUGUCUCGACAGUUUCAGGUUUUGUUUUGUGAUAAUUAGUGCUAAUUCGAUAAGAAUUCUCAAUCUUCAUCAGCUGGAAUUUGUCGUAGAUUUUUACCGGAAUUUCAGAAAGGACGAACAACUGGGGGAGAGGGAGGGCAUAACUUUCAAAAUGGUGAAAGUGAAUCCUCGUGUAUUCUUCGAUGUGGAAAUAGGGGGUCUGCCAAUUGGCAGAAUUGUCUUUGAAUUGUUCAAUGACUUAUGCCCCCAAACGUCGGAAAAUUUUCGUGCCCUCUGCACUGGAGAAUUGGGUCUGGGGAAGACAACAGCAAAACCCCUGCAUUACAAGGGAAUUAUUUUCCAUCGUGUGGUCAAGGAUUUCAUGAUUCAAGGAGGAGAUUUUUCUGGUGGAAAUGGUACAGGUGGAGAAUCGAUCUACGGAGGAACUUUUUCAGAUGAAAAUUUUACUUUGAAACAUGACAAGCCUUUCCUCCUGUCGAUGGCAAAUCGAGGGAAAGACACCAAUGGAUCCCAGUUUUUCAUUACAACGCAACCCGCUCCCCAUCUUGACAAUGUCCAUGUUGUUUUUGGAGAGGUUGUUUCUGGACAGGACUGCGUAUUGCAUAUUGAAGGAUUGCCUGUCGAUCGGAUGUCUAGACCUCUGCAGGAUGUCAAAGUGGUUCACUGUGGAGAACUUGUUUUAAAAGCCAAAUCGAAAGACGAAACCCGAAGCAGCAAAAAAGUCAGGUCUUCAGAUUCAAUUUCAGACUCAGGCAAGAGAUCGUCUAAAAAGAGAAAGAAACACAAGAAAAGCGAAAGAAAAACCGCUGAAUCGGAGAAAAGUGGUGCAGAGGACGAUGACGACGAGAAAGAAUACCAGAAUCGUCAUCCUCUGGUAUCGGUGACAAAAAUCGAUCCCGAUGAAAUACCGGAAGUGCCUGCUAACAAGUUUCUAUACCGCGCUGGACCCACCACCAAUUCCAAUCAAAAAGAGUAUAAGCAAUACUAUAAUCGAGAAUCUGGACGGAAUUAUCGUAAGGCAGGACGAAUAUUUAAAGGCAGAGGAACAUUUAGAUAUCGUACCCCAUCCCAGAGUAGAUCCCGGAGUGCAACGCCUCCUCACUGGAAACAAGCGCAGAAGCGUACGAUAAAAUUGGAGGAUUUGAAGAAGAAUAAAGAAGAAUUGCAGAGAGGACCUAGGAGAUUCACAGAGGCGUGCGAUGACCAGAAGAUCCCCAAAUCAGAUAAUCGAGGAGAUCAGGGUAGCCCUGACCUUAACAAAUCCAAUGAUCAAGACAACACUCACAGACGGGUGCAAAGUAGAAUAAACAGCUCGAGAUCUCACGAUACCGUUGACAGUAAAUUUCGCAGAGGGUCUGGAGCUAAUGGCAGGUCGUCCUGGCGUCAGUCCAGUGGUGACAGACGUCGUAGGAGGCGUUCACGAUCCAGGGAGAAUCGUAGUCGUGAUGAUUCGAGUUAUCGCAGGUACAGUCGCAGGAAUGACGGGACUCACAGGUAUUCAACGUCCAGGAGGUCCAGGAGGAACAGCUCUAAUGAUAAGAGAUAUUCGGAGGAGCAGAAGAGUCGUGAGGGCAAUGACGAGAAUCAAUCUCGAAUUAAAAGAACUUCACGCAGUGUUUCCUCUGAGAGUAGUUAUUACUCUAAACGCUAAUUGUUUACAGAUAAUUAUUUCAUUGUGGAAUCAAUUUUUCGUGUCUCAAGUGCACUUCAGAAUUUUUUCAAACCCU